Molecule: messenger RNA, 1107 nt
Organism: Suhomyces tanzawaensis NRRL Y-17324
Lineage: Eukaryota; Fungi; Ascomycota; Pichiomycetes; Serinales; Debaryomycetaceae
Gene: SHP1
Product: protein phosphatase regulator
Exons: 2
Coding region: 1-1107 (368 amino acids)
Biological process (GO): nuclear membrane reassembly; autophagosome assembly; proteasome-mediated ubiquitin-dependent protein catabolic process
Cellular component (GO): cytosol; nucleus
Molecular function (GO): ubiquitin binding
Source: RefSeq, a predicted model, not a curated record
AUGUCAGACCAAGCGGAUUACGAGCCACUUGUGGAGCAAUUCAUCAACGUCACCAAUUCUACCAAGUACUUAGCUGAGCAGUAUUUGGGCAGAAACAACAACGACUUGGUUGACGCCAUCGAGGACUACUAUGCCACCAAUAAGGCCACCCCUGAAGCUGGCAGCACAGCAAGAGCCAACCAGCCCAAGAAACACUCGAGUGGCGUCAGGACCUUUCGGGACUUGAACAACGAGGAGGAGGACUCGGAAGACGACAAGACCAACACCAACUUCUUCACUGGAGGAGAGAAGUCGGGAUUGCAGGUCGAAGACCCCAACAAGAAGGGCGGACGCCGUGGCAAUGACAGAAGCAUCGUGGAUCAAAUUUUCCAGAGAGCAAAAGAACAGAUGGAUCAGCCAGACGAGCGUCCCUCGGCCAACACGCCAGAAGUAGAGGGCCCCAAGUUCAGCGGCACUGGGUUCAAGUUGGGCGAUGGCGAAGAGCCAUCGCAAGUCAUCGAAGACCCCAACAGCUCAUUGCCUCAAAGACCCGCAAAGGUCACCAGAGAAAUCACCUUCUGGAAGCAGGGUUUCACGGUGGGUGAUGGUCCUUUGCACAGAUACGAUGACGAGAGCAAUGCCAGUGUGUUGCAGGAAUUGAAUAGAGGUAGGGUCCCCAUGUCUUUAUUGGAUGUGGAGUUCGGCCAAGAUGUUGAUGUUUCUGUGUUCAAGAAGACUGACGAAGAUUGGGUGCCACCAAAAAGAAGGGUGGGUGGCUUUGUUGGGUCUGGUCAAAGAUUGGGCUCCCCAGUUCCAGGGGAGGUUACUCCACAACCACAACCAGCAGAGGAAAAGCCAGAGACUGCUCCCAAGCCAGAGAAUGAAGUGCAAGGUGACUCACCGGUCCAAAUUAGAUUUGCCAACGGUAAACGUGCAUCCACUAAAUUCAACUCUUCAGACUCUAUACUGCAGGUGUAUGAGUUUGUGAGAUCACACGAGCUCAACGACGGCUCCAGAGCCUUCACCUUGAGCCACGCUUUUCCAGUCAAGCCUAUUGAAGACUCGGCUGAAAUAACUGUUGCCGAGGCGAAGUUGAAAAAUGCAGUCAUCGUCCAAAGGUGGGCUUGA